Molecule: messenger RNA, 1440 nt
Organism: Paramecium tetraurelia
Lineage: Eukaryota; Ciliophora; Oligohymenophorea; Peniculida; Parameciidae
Exons: 2
Molecular function (GO): protein binding
Source: RefSeq, a predicted model, not a curated record
AAAAAUUAUAAAUGAGACACAGAUAUUCAUCCUCUCACUCCUAAUUAUUGAAUGAGAUCAUCUAGAGUGUAGAUUAAUAAGGAACCUAAAGAGAAGGACUUCAUCAAAGUAGCUCAAUAGUUAACUUAUAUCCCAAUUAUGCUGCCAUCGAUUAGUUAGGAAAGUCUACUUUCUUCAGCUAGAAACACAUCUAAUCAAUCUUCAAAACCUCUCACUCGAAGGAGAAUGAAUAAUCAUAGUCAAUCAAGAUUAUCUCUCCAUACUAAAAAAUCUGAUUUGACUCCUCUAACAAUAAGAUCUCACAGCCCUGUAAGCUAAUUUUAGUAGCAAUAUUUUGAUGCUAUAAAGAAUGAUGAUUGUGAAUAAGCUAUGGCGAUAUUAAUAAACAUGAUGAUUCUAACUGUUGAUUAAGAUAACUUAUGUUAGUUGAUUAAAACGUUUAGAGUUGCAUCGCUAACAUUGUUACAUUUCCGAGAGUAUGGAAAAUCAAUAAUAUAUGCGAAGAAUACAAUAUUUUUAAGCGAAUUUGCUCGAGAUUUCGAAACCAUUUAAUGGGCAUUGCUACAUUUGGGAAUCAUAUGCAAAUAAUUAUAAAAAUAUGAGAUUGGAAAAAUCUUCAUAAAAAAAUCGAUAGAAUUUACAUGGUUCAUGUAAAAUUAGGAUGAGGAAUUGAGAUGCUAUGAGGAAUUGGGAAAAUUGUGUUAUUUCAACCGUGAAUUGGAACUUGCAAAACAGUUACACGAUAUGAGCAUGGUCGGUAACCAGAGAAGUGAUUCUAUUUUAACUAUAAGUAAAAAAGGAAUUCAAUAAUUAAUCAAUAAUUAUCCUCCGUAAUAGAUAUCUAUUGAUCAGAAUAUUUUAUCAAAAAUAGUUGACUUUCCUUUUGUUAUACGAGCAACUAAAGAAGACAGAGAUACUUAAAAUAGAUAUCUCAGAUAGCAAAAAUUAGAAUGUGUUUAUAUUGACAGAAUGUAUCCUCAAAGUGUAGAAGAGAUACUAAACAAAGUAUUAUAAAACCAUAAUUUCUUUUUUGAGAUUCCUAUUCCAAUUGACUCAUCUUACAAAGUUGUGAAACCUAAAUCAAGAAAGGACAGAAUAAAAUCUACUUAAAUGAUUACUUGGAUUAAAUUAGCUAUAGAAAAAUAAAAAAAUCCAGAAUAUAAAUUCUAACCUAAACCUCCAGUUGAAAAAGUAGAAAAGAGAAAGCUUACCUUAGAUUAAGCAGUGACUGAGAGGGUUAAAGAUAAGAUUAGAAGUAGUAUGGAAAUAAUAUAAGAGAUCAAAUGCAUGAAACCAAAAAAUGGCGAUGUUAUUCGAUUGACGCAUGAAAAGGAUCAUAAGAGAAUUCACGAACAUUCUAAGAAGGAACUUCUAAAAUAUGCAGAGUCAAGUUUUUUAAAUAAAAACGUAAAGGUUUCUUUUAGUUUGCUUAUUUAAUGA